Molecule: messenger RNA, 912 nt
Organism: Lolium rigidum
Lineage: Eukaryota; Viridiplantae; Streptophyta; Magnoliopsida; Poales; Poaceae
Product: LEAF RUST 10 DISEASE-RESISTANCE LOCUS RECEPTOR-LIKE PROTEIN KINASE-like 2.1
Exons: 1
Coding region: 40-912 (290 amino acids)
Biological process (GO): protein phosphorylation
Molecular function (GO): protein kinase activity; ATP binding
Source: RefSeq, a predicted model, not a curated record
AUACAUCCAAAAAGAUACACUUAUGCACAAGUGAAAAGAAUGACGACGUCUUUCGCUGGAAAACUAGGUCAAGGUGGUUUUGGUGCUGUUUACAGAGGAAGCUUCUCUGAUGGCCGUCAGAUAGCAGUGAAGAUGCUAAAGGAUUACAAGACCGAUGGGGAGGAUUUCAUCAAUGAGGUGUCUAGCAUUAGUAGAACAUCUCAUGUCAACAUCGUUACCCUCAUAGGAUUUUGCUUGGAAGGUUCCAAAAGGGCACUCAUUUAUGACUAUAUGCCUAAUGGUUCACUUGAAAGGUAUGCGUUCACAGAUGACUCUAAAGGGAAAAUUACUCUAGGUUCGGAGAAAUUAUUUGAUAUAGCAGUUGGCAUUGCUCGAGGACUUGAAUAUCUCCAUCGAGGCUGCAAUACUCGCAUUGUCCAUUUUGAUAUCAAACCCCAUAACAUUUUGUUGGAUCAAGAUUUUUGUCCUAAGAUAUCUGAUUUUGGAUUGGCCAAGUUGUGCCCUAAUAAAGAAAGUGCUAUUUCUAUUGGUGGUGCUAGAGGGACAAUAGGCUAUAUUGCCCCCGAGAUCUAUUCUAAGCAAUUUGGAGCAGUAAGUAGCAAAUCUGAUGUCUACAGUUAUGGAAUGAUGGUUCUUGAGAUGGUUGGGGCAAGGGAUAAGAAUAUCAGUGCAAACAGUGAAUCUAGCAGCCAAUAUUUCCCACAAUGGGUUUAUGAAAAUUUAGAUGAAUAUUGUGUUAGUGCUUCUGAAAUUAAUGGUGAGAUCAUAGAGAUUGUAAGGAAGAUGAUAGUGGUUGGGCUAUGGUGCAUACAAUUAAGCGCUAAUGAUCGUCCAACAAUGACUAGAGUCCUCGAGAUGCUAGAAGGGAGCACACAUGUCCUUGAAUUGCCACCAAAGGUGCUGUUUAGUUGA